AUGGAUGCUGCAUUUAUUUGGAAUUUAUCUAAACUUGGACGUAUUGGAUCUAGACGAUUACAAUUUGAUGAUGAUUUUGCUGAUCGAUUAAAUUAUCAAUAUACAAGUGUUUUAUUAUUUUUAUUUAUUGGUCUUAUUGGUGUACGUCAAUAUGUUGGUAAACCAAUUCAAUGUUGGAUACCUCAAGAAUUUACAAGAGGAUGGGAAGAAUAUGCUGAAAAUUAUUGUUGGGUAGCAAAUACAUAUUUUGCACCAGUUGAAAAUCGUUUACCACCAGUACCAGAUAGACGUGAAUCACUUUUAGUUUAUUAUCAAUGGGCACCAAUUGUAAUGGCUGCUCAAGCAUUAUUAUUUUAUUUACCAUGUUUAUUAUGGCGUUUAGGUAUGGCACAUUCUGGUUUUAAUUUACAUCGUGUAUUACAAAUGGCCUCUGAAGCAAAUGAAAUGUUACCAGAAGUAACAGCUAAAACUGUUCGUAUUCUAUCAUAUUAUAUGAAAAGUUGUAUACAACGACAAAGAUUAUAUAAAUAUACUAAUCAAUACAAAAAUGUUGGACUGUACAAUCGAUUGGAUAAUGAUACUCAACUUGAAGAAGAUCAAUUAUUUCAUUCAUGUACAUUAGAUAAUGAAGGUAAAUCAUUAAGAAAUCUGAAUAGUACUCCGUUAUAUUCAUCAAAUCAUGUUUGUUCAAAGGAUAUGAUUGAAGGAGAAAAUUCUUUACAUGUUAUGUCUAAAACAUUAAAUGAUGAUAAAGUGAUGAAUACAAUAAAAUUACCAAAUGAACAUAUUAUUUGUAAUGAAAGUAUAGAACAUUCUAUGAGUUCGAAUUCAUCAUCAGAAAAUUUACGUAAAGGACGUGGACGAAAACCAGCUCCACCACCUCCACCAAAAAUCAAGAACACAUCAAUCAAUUCAAUUCAUAAUCAUCAAAGAUCACAAUUAGAAGUACAAAAUAUUAAACCGUUAGAAAAUAUCAGCAAUAUUCAACAGAGCAGAAAGAUAUCAACUUGUAAAAAUUUAACUGAUAAUGAUAAAUUAAAUCAAACUAUCAAAAAUCUUGAUAAAAAGAAGAAAAAAUUAUCGAUUUUCACAAUGUUCAAUUAUCGAUUAUUAUGGUGUGGUAAAAAACAUGGAAAUUAUCUUGUUACACUUUAUAUGUUUGUUAAAUUUAGUUAUUUAUCUAAUGUUAUUGGACAAAUUUAUUUAAUGCAAUAUUUUAUUGGUACAAAAUAUACAUUAUAUGGUGCACAAGUAUUAAUUGAUUUAAUUAAAGGACAAGAAUGGCAUCAUUCAGGUCAUUUUCCACGUGUAACAUUUUGUGAUUUGGAAGCAAAAAAAUUAGGUAAAAAUCAUGUCUAUACUCUACAAUGUGUUCUACCAUUAAAUAUGUUCUUAGAGAAAAUUUAUAUAUUUUUAUGGUUUUGGCAUGUAUUAAUUGCAUGUAUUAAUUUAAUUAGUUUUAUUAUAUGGAUAUAUCGUAUAUUUUGGCCUAAAUCAAGAAUAAAAUUUAUUAUUGAUUAUUUAAAAGUAUUAAAUAUUAUACCAAUAAAUAAUCAAUUAAAAAUCAAUAAUCAAAUUCAUCAAUUUAUUGAUUAUUAUUUAAGUUUAGAUGGUUUAUUUGUAAUACGUUUAAUUACAUCUAAUUGUGGUAUAUUAUUAGCUGGUGAAUUAACAGCAGAAUUAUGGAAAAGUUAUGAACAUUUAUUUUUAAAACAAAUUACAUCAGAACCAACAUAUUUUUGUAUGAAUAAAAAUGAUCAACAUCUAUUUCAUAUGAAACAAUAUCCAAUUAUUCAUGAAAAUCAUUCAAUACCUAAUACAAUCAAUUCAUAUACUUGGAUAAAACAAUCAAAGAGUAACAAUGAUCAUAAUGAUCAUAAUGAUCAUGAUCAUAAUCAUAAUCAUGAGAAUGAUCAUGAUAUAAUCAAUUCUAUUCAUAAAGAUUCUAUUAAAUAUAAUCAAUCAAUUACAUCUAUUAAUGUUAUCAAUGAACCUAUUUUAACAAGUUGUACACCAAUGACAACUAUUAGUCAUAUAUCAAAUAUUAACAAUAAUAAUAAUAAUAAUAAGCUAAAAUCAACUCAAACACAUGGAUCUCAUCUUGGACGAUUAGGUAAUUCAUCAGAUGAUAUUGUUUAAAACAAAAAAAAAGUACGGUACUUUUAUAUAUUUUUUUCUUUAAAAUAUUAUUCACCUUCAUAUAAGAAAUAAUCAUAGUUACUAAGAAUAUGAGAAUGUUAUUAUUCACUCACUUGACAAGUAUAAUUGGACACUAUCAUUAUGUAUUCAUAUUGUUGGUCUUGUUAAAAAAGAUAGAGAUUCUUUUCUUUUCUUUUCUUUAUCUUGUGUGUGUGUGUGUGAGUAUGUGGUUGGUUACAUGAAUUAUUCCAGUGAGGAUUAGAUUGUAUUCUUGAUCUGUUUUUUGUUUCUUUGUUAGUGAUCUAUUCAAUUUUUAUAUAAAACAAAGAAUAGAAUGAUCUUUUAUUCAUAUUCAAAUAUAUAACACAAGUGUGUAUGAAUGUAUACAACAACAAAAAAAUUUUUUAAAAUGAAACUCUCUAUUAAAAUUCAUUUAAACAUACUUAUACUACUAAUAUGAAUACUACUAAUACUACUACUACUACUACUACUAAUACUAAUACUACUAACAUUCCUAUUAUUAGCUUCAUUUAAAACAAAUGAAACAUAUUAGAUUUUUAAUGUUUAGCUUAUCUAUUCAAAGUUAAUAAAGAAUAUAAAAU
Molecule: messenger RNA, 2741 nt
Organism: Schistosoma spindalis
Lineage: Eukaryota; Metazoa; Platyhelminthes; Trematoda; Strigeidida; Schistosomatidae
Source: the annotation of a GenBank genome assembly